Exophiala bonariae is the source of this 1011-nucleotide messenger RNA. RefSeq lists its product as uncharacterized. The transcript has a single exon. Gene Ontology annotation, biological process: double-strand break repair. The record is from RefSeq and is a predicted model, not a curated record. NCBI's taxonomy places the organism in Eukaryota, Fungi, Ascomycota, Eurotiomycetes, Chaetothyriales, Herpotrichiellaceae. Gene Ontology annotation, molecular function: single-stranded DNA binding; 5'-tyrosyl-DNA phosphodiesterase activity. Gene Ontology annotation, cellular component: PML body; cytoplasm. The coding region runs from base 1 to 1011 and encodes 336 amino acids.
AUGGAUCCCAAAUUACUACAGAUCAUUCAGCUCAUUGAGUCAAAGAAGAAGUCCUCGCACCCUUGGAAGAGACAAGAACGCUACUCACAGCCAUACUACUCGUACUCGGCCACAGAGAAGCUAUGGCGAGAAGUUUCAGAUUUCAAAACGCAGACAUCACAGCCGGUUGCGAAAUUGUCGAUAAUGUCAUGGAAUAUUGAUUUCAUGCUUCCGUUCGCGAACGAGAGAAUGACUGUCGCAUUAAAGCACCUGGAAUCACAUGUCAAAGCCAAUUCAACUCCAACCAUCAUCAUGCUGCAAGAGAUGCUGGAUUCAGACUUAGAAUUGAUUAAAGCUCAACCAUGGGUGACGACGGGGUACAACAUUACUGAUGUCGACAAUACGCACUGGGAGAGCGGACACUAUGGAACAGUAACAUUGGUCCCACAAGCCUUACCCAUCAAUUCCGUCUUCCGAGUACACUACGAGAAAACCCAGAUGGAGCGAGAUGGUCUUUUUGUCGAUAUCGAUGUCGGCAAUGGCCAGACCAUCCGCAUCUGCAAUACUCAUCUCGAGUCUCUGGUAGCCGAUCCCCCCCUUCGGCCACAUCAACUUGCGACCGCAGCGCAGCAUAUGCAUGAUCCUGCAGUGAGCGGCAGUAUAUUGGGAGGCGACUUGAACGCCAUUCAACCAUUUGAUCGAAAUCUCCACUCGGACAACAAACUUCAGGAUGCCUACCUUGUACAGGGCGGAAAGGAAGACAGCGACGACGGCCAUACCUGGGGUCAGAUGGCUCAGGUCAAGCUGAGGAAUAUGUUUGGAUGUAGCAGGAUGGAUAAGUUAUACUUUGUUGGGGAUUUGAAGCUGGAAAAUUUCGAAAGGUUCGGGCUUGGUGUUGAGGUUGAAGACGAAGCCGUAAAAGAAAAGCUGAUCAAAGAAGAAGGUCUUGAUGGUGGCUAUGCCACUGAUCAUCUUGGUGUCAAGGCUGAUUUCAGCAUUAUCCCACCGCAAUCACCUGCUUCCAAGAUCUAG